CUCCACCUCUCCCUCAUUGUCAGUGGCCAGCUGUGUGUGCAGCUGGCAGCCAUCUCCUGGGCAGGCGGUUUUGGCAUUUCCAUGGUCAAAGUUUUUUUCAUUUGUCGCCUCACUUACUGUGGUCCCAACAUCAUCAACCACUUUUUCUGUGAUGUCUCCCCAUUGCUCAAUCUUUCAUGCACGGACAAGUCCAUAGCAGAGCUUACAGACUUUGUCCUGGCCAUUUUUAUCCUGCUGGGACCACUCUCGGUCACUGGGGCCUCCUACAUGGCCAUCACUGGUGCGGUGAUGCGCAUCCGCUCCGCUGCUGGGCGUCAUAAAGCCUUUUCCACCUGUGCCUCUCACCUGACUGUUGUGGUCAUCUUCUAUGCAGCCAGUAUCUUCAUCUAUGCCCGGCCAAAGGCCCUCUCAGCCUUUGACACCAACAAGCUGGUCUCUGUACUCUAUGCUGUCAUUGUACCAUUGCUCAACCCUAUUCUUUUAUGCUUGCGCAACCAGGAGGUCAAGAGAGCCCUGCGCCAUACUCUGCACUUGUACCAGGGCCAGGAUACUGAGUUUGGGAAGGCUAACAGAGAUGGGUAA
Messenger RNA from Myotis davidii, 582 nucleotides. RefSeq names its product olfactory receptor 226-like. The record is from RefSeq and is a predicted model, not a curated record. The annotation marks the transcript as partial. Lineage: Eukaryota; Metazoa; Chordata; Mammalia; Chiroptera; Vespertilionidae. Gene Ontology annotation, cellular component: membrane. Gene Ontology annotation, biological process: G protein-coupled receptor signaling pathway. The transcript has a single exon. Gene Ontology annotation, molecular function: olfactory receptor activity.